Molecule: messenger RNA, 2889 nt
Organism: Papaver somniferum (opium poppy)
Lineage: Eukaryota; Viridiplantae; Streptophyta; Magnoliopsida; Ranunculales; Papaveraceae
Product: mitochondrial proton/calcium exchanger protein-like
Exons: 15
Coding region: 362-2632 (756 amino acids)
Biological process (GO): intracellular monoatomic cation homeostasis
Cellular component (GO): mitochondrial inner membrane
Molecular function (GO): ribosome binding; calcium ion binding
Source: RefSeq, a predicted model, not a curated record
UCUGAUUUUGUCUUGUUUUGUUUCUUUAAACCCUAUUUAAACCAUGAAAUAGAUCGUUAUAGGUUGAUUUAGUCCGCCAUUUGUUAGAUAAUGAAGGAAAUAAGUCAGAAAAUCUGUAAGAAUUACUGGGGUGUGUUAACGGUUGAUAUUAUAUGGGUUUGAUGGAAUCUUUUAAUUAUAUUGUUUUGGUGGGUUAAAAUUAUAUGGGUUUUAUCUGAAUGUAAAUUAUUAGUAGCUUAUUUGUUCUGGAGUAUUGUGGAUUAGGCUGAAUUGCAACAGAUUUUUUUCAGAUAAAAUCUUAAGUAAGUCGGCGCUGAAGGAUAUGACCGUGCUCUUACUUGAGAGGUAAUAAGCUUCCAUAAUGGCUUCCAGAGCACUUUUUAGAAGAAAGAGGUUACUCGUCGAUUAUCUGCACAGACCUACUUACUCAGUUGAAGGAAUUUCGAGUUUUGGAUAUGGCAAAUCGUCUCAGUUUCUGAAUUCACGGGAUUUUAGUUGGUGUCCAGACAACCCUUCAAAACAUUUUGAUCAUAAAGAUCAAGAUAGUAGGCCUGGUCUUUUAGUUGACAAAAAUGAAUUGUUAACCUUGUCAACUACUCAUUUCUUUACGCAUGGUUCUUUUGGGGAUAGAAAGGCGGGCACUCUACCGUCUUUGGGGAUCAGGUGGAUGUCACAGUCCUUACAUACUGCAUCUAUAGCUAAAGAGGGUCAACCUGAACCUGGAAAGGGGGAUAAUGCCAGUGAAAAACAGGAAACUAAACAGAUAAAGGAGGCAUCCCCUGAAGAAUGUGAUCAGGCAGUUGAAGGUUUGACUGCCGUGAAAACUAAAGCAAAACUGAAACAACUGCAAGCGUCUAAGAAAAAUGCAGUAUCUGUCAUGCAGAAAGUAUGGGCUAAAUUGUUGGGAAUUGGUCCAGCACUGAGAGCCAUUGCCUCUAUGAGCAGAGCGGAUUGGGCCAUCAAGCUUCGACACUGGAAAGAUGAGUUUGUAUCGACUUUGCAGCAUUAUUGGUUGGGUACUAAGUUACUGUGGGCUGAUGUUAGGAUCUCAUCGAGAUUACUUCGAAAACUUGCUGGUGGAAAAAGUCUUUCUAGACGAGAAAAGCAACAGCUACAACGCACCACUGUUGAUAUAUUUAGGCUAGUUCCUUUUGCGGUUUUCAUUUUAGUUCCGUUCAUGGAAUUGUUGCUGCCGGUAUUCCUGAAAUUGUUUCCAAACAUGUUGCCGUCUACGUUCCAGGACAAAAUGAAAGAACAGGAAGCACUGAAAAGGAAGCUUAAUGCUAGAAUAGAGUAUGCCAAGUUUCUUCAAGACACAGCCAGAGAAAUGGCUAAGGAAGUUCAAAAUUCACGUAGUGGAGAGACUAAGAAGACAGCAGAAGAUCUUGAUGAAUUUUUGAGCAAGGUUAGGACUGGGGCAAGUGUUUCAAAUGAAGAAAUUUUAGGCUUUGCAAAGUUAUUCAAUGAUGAACUUACCCUGGACAAUAUCAGCAGGCCUCGAUUAGUAAAUAUGUGCAAAUAUAUGGGAGUAAGCCCAUAUGGGACAGAUGCUUAUUUACGUUUUAUGCUUCGGAAAAGACUCCAAUGGAUCAAGAAUGAUGAUAAGAUGAUUCAGGCUGAAGGUGUGGAAACACUUUCAGAAGCUGAACUUCGUGAAGACUGUAGAGAUAGAGGUUUACUUGGGCUACUCUCUGUUGAGGAAAUGAGGCAGCAGCUUCGUGAUUGGUUGGAUUUAUCUCUGAACCACUCUGUACCAUCCUCCCUUUUGAUCCUCUCCAGAGCCUUCAAUGUUUCUGGAAAGGUGAGGCCAGAAGAGGCUGUUCAAGCUACACUAUCUUCUCUGCCAGAUGAGGUUGUGGAUACUGUAGGAGUGACGGCUUUGCCGUCUGAAGAUUCUGUUUCAGAGAGGAGGAGAAAACUGGAAUACCUCGAAAUGCAAGAAGAACUUAUCAAGGAGGAAGAAGAGAAAGAAGAAGAGGAGCAAGCUAGGAAGAGCGAAUCUAGGAUUGGCCAGGAAGACGUGGCUUUGCAAGAGAUGACUGAUCCAACGGCUAGAGAGGCACAAGAGCAGAUAAUAGCAGCAACACAAGAGAAGCAGGAACAGCUCUGUGAACUUAGCCGUGCAUUGGCUGUUUUGGCUUCUGCAUCUUCAGUGAGUAGGGAACGUGAUGAAUUCUUGAGGUUGGUCAGUAAGGAGAUUGGAUUAUAUAAUACCAUGGUGGACAAAGAGGGCACAGAAGGUGAAGAACAGGCGAAAAAGGCAUACAAAGCUGCUAGAGAGGAAAAUGACCAAGACACUGAAACAGGCACAGAGGAUAAGGUUUCUUCGGCACUUAUAAAUAGGGUUGAUGCUAUGCUUCAAAAGCUUGAGAAGGAAAUUGACGAUGUUGAUGCCAAAAUUGGUAACAAGUGGCGACUACUUGACAGAGACCACGAUGGAAAAGUGACUCCUGAGGAGGUUGCUGGUGCUGCUAUGUAUCUAAAAGAUACUUUAGACAAGGAGGGUAUCCAAGAACUCAUCGCCAACCUUUCCAAAGAUAGAGAUGGAAAGAUACUUGUACAAGACAUAGUCAAAUUGGCAAGUUCGAAGGAAGAAGAUAUUGAUGCAGCUGAAGAGGGGAGUCGUACAUAAUGGUGAGAGGUUAUUUACGCAGUUGCCUAAGGCUGGACCAUUGAUUCCACAUUUUGAGAACCUUCUUUUUUAGAAGGACAGAUGGAAGUGUAUAGACAGAUAGAUGUUUACUUGAACUCAGGUGGAAAUUUAAAUCCUGAAUUUCUAAAUAAACGGCCAAAUUUUUAACAUAUAUUUUGUAACCCAGAUUUUCAAAUAUAUUUCUCCGAGAACAUAUACUUCUUGUCUUCUAUAUGUGAAAGCUGCUUCAUAUCCAA